UACACUAAUUUCUCAUAUCCACAACCUGAGCCAGUGGUAAUCUUCUGAGCAGAAUGUCAGUGUCUCUGUUUGCUUUUGUGUGUUGCCUGGUAGCAGGAGUUGCCCUGGGAGCACAUUCGAAUGGAAUUGACUACAAUCAUCAGGAAUUGUGGGGUGGUGUCUGCGUUACAGGGAACAAAGGUCACCAAUCUCCCAUCAACGUCAUCACGGCAAAUGUGGUUCAGAACCCACGCCUGGCAGCCAUUAAGUUCAGUAACAAUUGGAAACUGGCCUCAGCUCAUGGGUACUUCAAUAACACUGGACACAAUGUGCAGUUUACCCUGGACUCCAGUAGCCCGACUGUCACCACAACCUUUUCCAAUGGACAAUAUCAGCUUAAACAAAUGCACAUGCACUGGGGUAAAACAACUGGGACUGGAUCCGAGCAUCGAUUUGAUGGAGACCAAACUGAAGUGGAGAUUCAUUUUGUGCACACACGCAUGACAACAGCGGGAACAACCAGCCAGAAUGGAUUUGCCGUGAUUGCUGUAUUUGCAGAAGUUAGUAGAGCUAGUGUGUCUGGAUUCUGGGCCAAAUUGGACCCCAGCCGAGUGCCGCAUGCUAAUAAGGAUGGCUUCAAAGUUUCCAACUUCAAGCUUUCCGAUGUACUUCCUUCACAUCUAAACAAUUAUGACUACUAUCACUAUGAUGGCAGUUUGACCACUCCUGAAUGCACUGAAGCCGUCCAAUGGUACUUAAUAGGAGAGCGAAUUAAAGUGCCUGCAGCUUACCUCACCUCUCUUCGCUCCAUCAAAGAUGAUGCCGGGAAAGUGCUGGACGCUAACUACAGACAAAUCCAAGCCCUCAAUAGUCGUAAGGUGGAUACCCCUGCAAUAUGCGGGAAAUCUCUGUCCAAGUGCUAGGCACUUAGUGGCCGCAGUGACUGGGUUUAGUUUUAGUUAUUAGUGAACUAUAGAUCUAGCUAGCAUUCCUUUACGCUUAUUUAGUAGCUCAUGGAGAACAUUGACAUUAAAUUUUGGUUGAAA
Halichondria panicea is the source of this 1025-nucleotide messenger RNA. Its product is annotated as putative carbonic anhydrase 3. The coding region runs from base 54 to 902 and encodes 282 amino acids. Lineage: Eukaryota; Metazoa; Porifera; Demospongiae; Suberitida; Halichondriidae. The transcript has 2 exons. The record is from RefSeq and is a predicted model, not a curated record. Gene Ontology annotation, molecular function: zinc ion binding; carbonate dehydratase activity.